CUGCCGGCCAGGUGGCUCAGAUGGAGCGAGCCCACAGCCGCCUCCAGAGCGAGUUGGAGCGCUGUAAAGACAUUCACCGGACCCAGGAGGACAGAAGAGAAAGCAGGCUUCAUGUUGACCAGCUGAAGGAGCAGGCUGACCGGCUCACUGCUGAACUGAGCAGCCUGCAGACAGCACACAGCGCUCUCAGGGAGGAGAUGGUUUCCGAGCGGCUGCAGACUGCCGAGCUCCAGGCCGAGCUUAGCUCCACUGUCCAGGAGAAGCUGACAGCAAAGGGGGAAAGAGAGAGACUGGAGAUCCAGACGCAGCGCCUCAAAGAGCAGCUCAAGUGGCAUCAAGAGCGGCUCUCCUCAACAAAGGAAGCACUUCUUAGCAGUCAGAAGCCUGAACUGCACACAGCUCAUAUAGAAGCUAGGCUAAAUCCAGUGGAGAGAACCAAGGAUGAUGAUCAGGAGCUGAAUCAUCUGCAGAACCAGCUGGAGGAGGAGCAGCAGCUGGCCGCUCAGCACCAACUGGCCCUGCAGGCUCAAGUCAGUGAGGCGCUGGCACACAUCAAGUCCCAGGACUCGGUGCUGAGCCAGAAGGCAGAGGAGGCGAAGCAGAUGAAGCAGGACCUGCAGAGGGCCCAGAGCCUGUUCACCUCCGCAGAGAGGGAGCUGCGCUACGAGAAGGAGAAGAACAUGGACACCAAGAGACACAACACCCUGCUGGACCAGGAGAAACUCAAGCUUUGUGCGGAGCUGAAGCAGCUCCAGACCAAGCUGGUGCAGUUGGAGCAGUGCGUUCACUCUCAGGCGGCCGAGUGUGAACGUCAGCAGCAGAGAAUCAGGGAACUGGAGUUAGAACUGGCGCGUAACUCCACAAACCGCAGCGCCACCACCAGCCUGCAGGAGGACCUGCAGAACGAGAGGGCCCGGCUCAUUGUUGCUGACAAGAAGGUGUUGGAGCUACAGCAGCAGCUAAAGAGCGCCCAGCACCAGCUGCGUGUGGAGGAAGCCCGGGCGGGGGAGAGCAGCCGCUUGGAGAGGGACAGCAGAGAUCUGUCCGACACCCUGUCAGCCCUGAGAGCCCAGCAGCAGGAGGAGCACAUCACCAGGAAGCUGGUAGAGCAGCGCGAGGAGGAGCUGCAGCAGCAGGUGCGCUCCCUGAGGCUGAAUGAGGCCUCCAUGACGCGGACAAACGCAGAGCUCAGCCACCGCGCGCAGCAGAUGGACACACGCCUGGCUGUGUUAGAGGCUGAGCUCAGCAAGGCCAGAGAGGAGGUAAGAGCAGGGUCCAACCACUGGUCUCAG
Molecule: messenger RNA, 1292 nt
Organism: Notothenia coriiceps (black rockcod)
Lineage: Eukaryota; Metazoa; Chordata; Actinopteri; Perciformes; Nototheniidae
Product: coiled-coil domain-containing protein 30-like
Exons: 7
Source: RefSeq, a predicted model, not a curated record